AUGGCUAGUCUCCUCUUACUGGCUCCCGUCACCUUGGCCGCAACCACCACAGGCGCCCUCGCAAGGGUCAGCAUCUUUUCGGAAAUUGCAUACUCGACCGUGCGAGCCUGCGCAGCUGGCUGCCUCGUGUACAAUGGCGCCUAUCCUUGCGGGGUCGGCGGGUAUCAAGACCUCGGGGUUGCUUUGCAAUGCGGUUGCCAAUCCAUCAACGGCUGCUACUGCAACACUGGACUGGGUAGCUCUGCCACCUCAUACAUCUCAUCGUGCGUCAGCAGGGGAUGCAGCAAAGUCGAAAACUGGUCAGUCGAUCUGACAAGCAUGCUGGAUCUGUACGAUUCGUACUGCGCAACCGCCAACGGGCAAGCAGCCAACGCGCCGAACGCGCAAGCAACUCUGACGAGCGAGCGGACGUCCUUGAAGACCUCGGCUAGUAACGGCGCAGGUGCCUCGAAUGAUGGGCAGGCAACACAGACCUCGAGGCUCGACUCGAGCAGCACGUCGUCUGCCGAAGCACAACAGCCAUCGGCAGCGGCGGAGAGCGGAGGGCUGAGCCGGUCAGAUAUUGUCGCGCUCGCCGCGAGCUUGGGCGUCGGGAUACCUAGCCUGCUUAUAGCUGGCUUGACGCUUUACUUCCAGAUCAAGAAGAAGCGCAGAAAUGCUGUCGGUGAGAGCUAUCCUUCAGCGGAGCACAGCAUCGCGCAUCAUAAUGCGCCCGGUGGACACAUGCAUGAGAGCAUAUUGCCUCCAAUACCUCAAGCAGCUCACCCCAAAGCCUGGCAUUAG
Colletotrichum gloeosporioides is the source of this 783-nucleotide messenger RNA. RefSeq lists its product as uncharacterized. The transcript has a single exon. Lineage: Eukaryota; Fungi; Ascomycota; Sordariomycetes; Glomerellales; Glomerellaceae. The record is from RefSeq and is a predicted model, not a curated record. Bases 1 to 783 code for a protein of 260 amino acids.